Eriocheir sinensis (Chinese mitten crab) is the source of this 3078-nucleotide messenger RNA. RefSeq names its product alpha-1,3-mannosyl-glycoprotein 2-beta-N-acetylglucosaminyltransferase-like. Gene Ontology annotation, biological process: protein N-linked glycosylation. The record is from RefSeq and is a predicted model, not a curated record. The transcript is spliced from 10 exons. Gene Ontology annotation, cellular component: Golgi apparatus. Lineage: Eukaryota; Metazoa; Arthropoda; Malacostraca; Decapoda; Varunidae. Bases 362 to 1723 code for a protein of 453 amino acids. Gene Ontology annotation, molecular function: alpha-1,3-mannosylglycoprotein 2-beta-N-acetylglucosaminyltransferase activity.
CAAAGGCUGAAGUUAUGUUUCUGUAAUUGAAAUCAAAGGCAGUUUUGUAAUCGUGACAUUUUAGCCUUUGGGAAGGUUCCAGUACUGCAACAGAGACCUAUUAUAGUAAUGCAAGGGUCCUAUAUUCGCAAAUGAACAGCAUCCAGGCAGGGCAGGAGAGAUUUAUAUUAGUGAAGGUGGCGUCAUGCAGGAUCAGUGUUUGAGUCCGCGCCAAAUGACGUCACUAUCCCAGGCCGACCCGCGGAGCAGUGUCGCUAGCCAUCAUUCAGCCAGUUGCCGUCAGUUUGUGUGUCAGUGAGCGACGGUGGUGACUCAGGGUUGUACUAUCCUAUUCCUGUCGCUUGCCUCGCCUUUUCAGAGUAUGAAACUCAUGUGUGAAUUAAGCAAUGUGACAAAAAUGAGGAAGAAACAAAUCCUGCUGCUGAAGAUUGGCGUGGUGGUGUGGGUCUGUGUGGUGUACGCCCUCUUCCUGCACAAACCAGCAACCACAACCUCUUCACAGAAGCCUCAUGACAUCAAUGGGCAGCUGGAUAAACUUGAAGAUGAGCUCAAUAAACAGUCACAAUUCUACAAUGUGCUGCUUAACAAGCUUCGAACAAUGCAGCAGCAGCAGCAGCAACAGCAGCAAAGUGUGGGAGGCGAGACAGGGCAGCAGGAGUCCCUGGUUGGAUCGCUGCUGUAUGAUGGGCCAGUAUUACCAGUGCUGCUGAUUGCCUGCAACAGAGAUUCAGCCGUGCGACGCUCCCUUGACCUUCUGCUCAAGCACCGGCCCAGUCAGGAGCGCUUCCCUAUCAUAGUAUCCCAGGACUGUGGGCACCGGCCAACCAGGGAGGUCAUCGAGUCAUAUGGAGAUAAAGUGACCUUAAUUCAGCACCCAGAUCUGACAGACAUCGAAGUGCCUCUGAAAGAGAGAAAGUUCAAAGGCUACUUCCUGAUUGCCCGUCACUACCGCUGGGCCCUCAACCAGGUGUUCCAGAAAUUUGAACAUGAGGCCGUCAUCAUCGUGGAAGAUGACUUGGAUAUUGCGCCAGACUUCUAUGAGUACUUCUCAGCAACGUAUCCCAUUUUACGUGCUGACCCAACUCUGUGGUGCGUCUCGGCAUGGAACGACAAUGGUAAGGCAGAUCUGGUGGAUGUGAAGAAUGGCACUGGGCUGCUGUACCGGACAGACUUCUUCCCAGGGCUGGGCUGGAUGCUGACCCGGGAGCUGUGGGAGGAGCUGGGCCCCAAGUGGCCACGCUCUUAUUGGGAUGACUGGGUGCGUGCCCCUGAGCAGCGGUCUGGCCGUGCUUGCAUCAGGCCAGAGAUCUCCAGAACACGCACUUUUGGUAAAAAGGGAGUGAGCAAUGGCUUGUUUUUUGAGAAGCAUUUAAAACAGAUUCACCUUAAUGCAGUCUACACAUCCUUUACAAAGAUGAACCUCACCUACUUGAUCAAGGACCUGUACGACCCAGUGUUUGACAAGCAGGUGCAGGACAGCCAGGUGGUGACCAUCAAUGAUGUGAAGGGCGACCGUCUUGCGAAGGGUGGCAGCUACCGUCUCAUCUACCACACCAAAGACAACUUUAAGAAGUUCACUAAGUAUCUGGGUCUCAUGGAUGACUUUAAAGCUGGUAUUCCAAGAACUGGCUACAAGGGGACCAUAACUUUUUUCUAUAGAGGCCUCAGAAUAUUCCUGUCUCCAGGCAACAACUGGAAAGGUUACAACCCUAGCUGGAGCUAACACCACUAGAUUAGUAGUUUUGAGGGAUAGCGUGGCUGCCCAUCUUGUAUUUAUACCGGUGUGAUGUGAAUAGUGUGGGACAUUAUUUUUUAGUUUGUUCUGGUGGUGGCUGGGGUGUAGCAGCCUUUAGGUUGAGGGUUAGGGUUUUGGUUAGCUUCAUCACAUAUCAGAUUUUCAUUGCAUGAAUAUCAUUCAUUUCAUAUUUUCAUGCAUCAUCAUCCCAUCUACCCACUUUCACAGUCAAAUAUAAGUUUUAAGUAAAUCUCCAUGCAGCUCCCUCCUCACUUUUUCAUUCCUGUCAUAUACUCUAUGCUUCCCAUUUAUUAUUUCUUGCUGUAAAGCAAUGGACCAAGAUCUUUUAUCAUAGCAGUGAACUAGAUUCUCAUCUAUUUAUAAUCAUAUGCAUGCAUUUGUGCGCACACACACACACACACAUUGUUUGCUAGUAUAUGGUUGUGGAGGUUCACAGUGUGUGGAGAAAAUACAAUAUUCUGCAGUGUUGGUGGUGUUCUUCUUAGCUGUUUAUGCUCAUUUUAGAUGCAUUUAUAAAUGCAGGACAGUUCCAAACAUUUCAACCAUAUUAAAUUGGAAAACAAGAAAGAUGCAUGGAGUCGGGGAGGGAACGAGCUCAGGACUCAAAAAGUAAAGCUGUUAAGACACAACCCCUUCAUUGCUAAAUGCUUGCAGUGAGCGGCAGCGUCAUUUGAUGGUGGUGGUAAAAACACUCGCUGCGACCUCCAAUCGCACUUAAAUUUCCCGCAUAUGAGCAUGUUCCAACAUAACUGAAUCUUAUGGAUCUGGGCCUCCUCUUUCCAGUGUUUUUUUUUUAAAUUUAUGUGAUGAAUAGUUUUUGAGAUACAGCAGCUGUGUCUCAUAUAUGGGACACUCACAGGGAAAGGGUUAAAGAAUAACAUUCCUAUAAUUCUAGUGUACCUGGAUCACAGGUCAGCUUGCCAGAUUCUUGGACCUUGGGGCAAGAAAGCAAAAUGUUUGAUAUCCAGGAGGAUUAUUGGUAUAUAUAGGUGUACCAUCUAGGGAGAUGUUUGGAACUGCCUUGUCCUUAAAUUCUCAAACCUUAAACACCUCAUCAUUUUGUUAUGUAUUGCAUUACUGAAUGUGGUGAUAAAUUAAGUUAUGAUUAGUGGCAGUGGGGCAUGGCAGAAAUUUCAGUGGUAGACAAAUUUCCAAUUUCUUAUAAAAGCAAAAGUCACUGAUGUUAUCCUGUCAGUGACUGACAAUUCAGUAUAUUUUGUAAUUGUUUGCAGUUUAUAAAACUGAGCAAUUCUGUCUAAUAUCUUUGUAAUUGUUUGCAGUUUAUACAACUGAGCAAUUCUGUCUAAUAUUUUUGUAAUAUA